UGAAUUUGUGGCGAAAAAAGUUAAAUUUUGUGGUUGUCGAGCUUAUAACAUUCGUCGGGAAUUACGUGGUGGUCCAUUUUUUUAAGAAACCGGCCGCGGAAAGUGCUCCACUCAGGAUGGGAAUGAAUGUGAGUCGGCAGGUUGAUUUGGCGGAGAACGAAUACUUGCAGCGAUUUGUCGGCAAAUCGCACGUCCCAGCAUAUGAUGACGAUUUUUGGAACAACUUCCUUCAAUACCACAUCAACCUACCGACGAACAGCCAGGAACAGCUGAGUCUCGAUUCGCGACUGGAAUCACUCUGCCAGAGCUUCAUUAGUCACAACCUCCAUACAGGAAAUUUCGGAUCAUUAAUAAACGUAUUCCUGCUCAAAGUUUCCGAACUGCUGACGCUGUCCGACACCGAAAGCAACGUACACAUUUGGCAUGCUUUCAACGCACUCUUUAUAAUACGUUGCCUGGUGAAGUACAUGAUCGAGACGGGUUCGGAGUACCAGCUGUUACAGCAUUUUGAAGCGUUGCCGGCACAAGCGUCCGACGGAGAUGUACCGCCGGUGGAACCUACCGCUGGCAGCAGCACGGCCAUUUCCAUCGAUAACCAUGCUGUAGAAGAAACCCGAGCAGCCGUUGCAAAGUUGGUCGAUGGAACAAAGUUUGAAACGUUUCUUGAGGCGCUCGUCAACAUCAUCGUCGUCAUACCGGUGAAGGAAUUUACAUAUCAUUUGCACCUGGAAGCGGUCAACUGUAUGAUUAUCCUGCUUUCGGUGAGCCUCUUCUCGCAGCAGGCGAUGGAAAAGUCCACAAUCUAUCGGACGAUCUACCGUUGCCAGCAUGCGAACACGCUGAUGAGCGCGCUGCUACAUUUCCUGAGCCGCAUGAGCCAAGCGCCGCAGACAAUGUUCGGGUUCGGAACGGGUGGAUCGUUCGUGUUCGGCAUCGCCGAGUCGCUCUGGUCGAUUCUGACGUUCGCGCGCAAGCAACCGGACAUAUUGACCGCACACGAUCUUCCGAGCGCUUUCCGGGAGCAUUACCCGUUGGCCAACCAGAGCCUGCUGUUGAUACUGAUCCUUACCAACCAUCACGCGACGAAGGAUAAUCCUUACCGGAUAAGUUUGUUCGGUUGCUCCGACUCGCAGGACUCUCCUAAGGAGGAGCCGGCCACAUUCAAGAUUGAUUUUUCGUCCCUGUACAACACACUGUGCCGAAUAGUGACCAUCGAUCAGGCCACCCUUCUGUUGUAUCUACUGCUCUAUCGAAACCAAAGAUUCCACAAGUACGUGAUGGCGCAGCAAAACCUUCAGCAACUAGUUAUCCCCAUCCUCCAAACCCUGUACAAUGCUCCAGAUAGUACGUCACAUCACAUCUAUAUGUCGCUGAUAGUAUUGCUUAUUCUCAGCGAGGACGAUAACUUCAACAAGAGCGUCCAUCAGAUUAUGUUGAAAAAUGUUACCUGGUACACGGAGCGUUCGAUCAGCGAAAUUUCGCUUGGUGGCUUACUGAUACUGGUCGUUAUCAGGACGAUUCAGUACAACAUGUUGAAGAUGCGCGAUAAGUAUCUGCACACGAACUGCCUCGCCGCGCUGGCAAACAUGUCCGGCCAGUUUCAGUCGCUCCAUCCCUACGUGGCGCAGCGUUUAGUCAGCCUGUUUGAAACGCUCGCCAAAAAGCACGCCCGGUUGGACCAACAGCUGAAGCAACCGAAUGGAGUGACUAUCGAGCCCGACGUUUCGAUUCCGAUCGGUGGUGGACCGCUCACACCGGAGGACAUGUUGCAGGAUCUUUCGGUAUUGGAGGAGGUACUACGGAUGGUGCUGGAGAUUCUUAACUCCUGCUUGUCCCAUCAGUUGGUCUACUGUCCUAAUCUGGUGUACACCCUGCUGUACAAACGCAACGUCUUCGAGGCCUUCCGAAGUCAUUCGGCAUUUCAGGAUAUUAUACAAAACAUUGACAUGGUGGUAGGAUUCUUUUCCUCGCGCCUGCAACGGGUACAGGAUCAGCGCGGGGAACUGGGCGUCAGCGAAGUGCUGGAGGUGAUAUCGAAAGGUGCUAGCCAGUGGUCAAGCGAUCGAUUGCGGAAAUUCCCCGACCUAAAGUUUAAGUACGUCGAGGAGGACGCACCGGAGGAAUUCUUUAUCCCGUACGUUUGGACGCUCGUUUGCAAAGCUGGCUGUGUGCACUUCAGUUCCGAAACGAUCAAAGGUGUCUCCACCGAAAUCGUUUGUUAACGAUGCCAACCAAAGGCACCCCGAACCCUGCAGAACAUUGUGCUGUACUUCAAAGUUCGUUUCUUCCUAUCUAAUGCGUAUAACCUAUAACGGAUGCGUACGAUUUUUAAAUCAGGUACGCAUGUUUAAAUCACGAAACAACUUAUAUUUUAUCUUACGUUUAGCUCCAUUCCACCAGAUGAUGCUAUAUAUAUUUUUUUUAUUAACGAAUUGCAAUAAUGUCUUUACCUUCCGUUAUUGUUUAAUUGUUUGUUUAACUGUGCGCUUCUCUUUGAUUGUAAUUUAUCACGUUAUUUUAUUUCGUUUCCGGCAAACCUGUAGAACGUUGCCAUUUAGUCAGAACCGGUGUGCAAAUAUUUAACUAGUAGCUCGAUUUUUCCCUCUGCGCUGGCCAGCUCCAGCCCGUUUCUUUCCGGAUCGAUAUCGCUAAGACUGUACCGGCGAAAGGCUACGAUAACACAGGCAAUAAUAAACUUAAAGUUACGGUACGAUAACAAAUGCUACUAACAGUUCUCUUAAGACACUCUACGGAUAGGGACGAAUGUGUACGCAGACAACCAUUGGCACACAGGCCUAGUUGAAUGAUUUUACUUGUAAGAUUCGCGUAGAUAUUGUUUGCAAUAUGCGAGUAGGGCAGGAGUAAGCAAAACAGCAUUAAUUUCCAUUGACCGAACUGGAAAGGCGUAUAUUUAAAUGCACAACACACCCAUGGAGGUCGAGAGUGGAGAAGACAGGAAGAGUGAAAGAGAGAGAAUGAAAGGCGUGCAAGGAUCUUCAUCGGAAUAUAAAGAAGUGGGAAUAGUUAAAACAUUAUUAACCAAUAGCAAUGUGCGUUAUACGUUUUUACUACCUUUCCGAAACUAGCCGGGUCAUGAGAAAUGGAAGUUGGGCAAGUUAUCAUUUGUUCUUUGUUGAAAAACACAUACACACAGCUUCAUUAAAAAAAAGUUCGACAU
This is a messenger RNA of Anopheles coustani, 3178 nucleotides long. Its product is annotated as dymeclin. The transcript is spliced from 10 exons. Lineage: Eukaryota; Metazoa; Arthropoda; Insecta; Diptera; Culicidae. The record is from RefSeq and is a predicted model, not a curated record. The coding region runs from base 117 to 2222 and encodes 701 amino acids. Gene Ontology annotation, biological process: Golgi organization. Gene Ontology annotation, cellular component: Golgi apparatus.